Messenger RNA from Canis lupus familiaris (dog), 1765 nucleotides. RefSeq names its product solute carrier family 39 member 5 (gene SLC39A5). Gene Ontology annotation, biological process: zinc ion import across plasma membrane; intracellular zinc ion homeostasis; BMP signaling pathway. Lineage: Eukaryota; Metazoa; Chordata; Mammalia; Carnivora; Canidae. Gene Ontology annotation, cellular component: membrane. The transcript has 10 exons. The coding region runs from base 38 to 1648 and encodes 536 amino acids. Gene Ontology annotation, molecular function: zinc ion transmembrane transporter activity. The record is from RefSeq and is a predicted model, not a curated record.
GCCGGAACCAGAGCCUCCAACCCAUUCCCCCCCAAUAAUGGGGCCCCCAAUGAGUCACCUGCUAGCUGGCCUGUGUGUGGGGGUGACCUUGGGCUUGGUAGGGGGCUCAGCCCCCAACCUGGGCCCCGCUGAGCAGGAGCAGAACCACUACCUGGCCCAGCUGUUUGGCCUAUAUGGGGAGAACGGGACGCUGACGGCAGGGGGCCUGGCGCGGCUUCUCCACAGCCUGGGGCUAGGCCGAGUACAGGCGCUCCGCCUGGGACACCACGGACCUCCAGCUGGCCGGGCUGCACCCCCAGCUGGAGACAAUUACACGCACAGAUCACAGGACCCUGAGCUGAGUGUGGAUGUCUGGGCUGGGCUGCCUCUGGGUCCCUCAGGGUGGAGUGACCCAGAGGAGCCGAAAGGCCCAGCAUCACCCCAUGGGCCAGCCCCUUCGGGCCUGGACCUCUUUCACAGGCUUCUGUUGCUGGACCAUUCCUUGGCUGACCAUCUGAAUGAGGAUUGUCUGAACGGCUCCCAGCUGCUUGUCAAUUUUGGCCUGAGCCCCGCUGCUCCUCUGACCCCUCAUCAGUUUGCUCUGCUGUGCCCGGCCCUGCUUUAUCAGAUCGACAGUCGUGUCUGCAUCCAGGCCCCUGGCCCAACGCCCCCUGGGGACCUUCUGUCCGCCCUGAUUCACAGUGCCCUGGCGGUCCUGCUGCUCAGCCUCCCGGCUCCCCUGUCCCUGCUCCUGCUGCGGCUCCUGGGAGCACGCCUCCUGCGGCCCCUGCUGGGCUUCCUGGGGGCCCUGGCCGUGGGCACUCUUUGUGGGGAUGCGCUGCUGCACCUGCUGCCUCACGCCCGAGGAGGACAGCACGCCGGGCUUAAUGGGCACCCAGAGGAGGACCUGGGACCGGGACUGUCCGUGCUUGGAGGCCUCUUCCUGCUCUUCAUGCUGGAGAACAUGCUGGGGCUCCUGCGGGGCCGAGGCCUCGGGCCAGGAUGCUGCCGGCGGCAGAGGAAGGAGCUCGGCGCGCCCGGGCCGGACCCCGAGGAUGGCGGGACGGGCCUUCAGCCCCUACAGGCGGCUCCGGAGCCGGCAGCCCAGGGCCGCGGGGAGCAGGCCGGCCGGGCCGCCCGCCCUGGCCACCAAGGCCACAGCCACGGGCCCCGGGGCGGCGCUGGCGCCAACAUAACGUGGAUGGUCCUCCUGGGAGACGCUCUGCACAACCUCACUGACGGGCUGGCCAUAGGCGCCGCCUUCUCCGACGGCUUCUCCAGCGGCCUCAGCACCACCGUGGCCGUCUUCUGCCAUGAGCUACCCCACGAGCUGGGUGACUUCGCCGUGCUGCUCCGGGCAGGGCUGCCCUUCCGGCGGCUGCUGCUGCUGAGCCUGGUGUCUGGAGCCCUGGGGCUCGGGGGUGCAGCCCUGGGGGUGGGGCUCAGUUUGGGCCCCGUCCCCCUCACUCCCUGGGUGUUCGGGGUCACGGCCGGGGUAUUCCUCUAUGUGGCCCUCGUGGACAUGCUACCAGCCCUGCUUCGUCCUCCGGAGCCCCUCCCUACGCUCGACGUGCUGCUGCAGGGGCUGGGGCUGCUGCUGGGGGGCGGCCUCAUGCUCACCAUAGCCCUGCUGGAGGAGCAGCUAUGGCCCCUGGUCUCUGAUGGCUGAAGGGGGGCAGUGGAAAGGCGUCGGGUUUGCCCUUCCUUCCCCACAACCACAGGAAUGGAGGCGGGACACAGGGCCAGUAGGAGCAAUAGGAUUUUAAUAAACAGAACCCAUCCCAAA